AUGUUUGCAGAGGGAUCUUCUGAUGAAGAAGAAUUUGAAGGUUCAAUGCCCUUCAACAGACCAUUAAGCAAGAUGCCAUCCCUGGGCACUUUAGCUUUCUGCUUCCAAUUUCUAAUGGUUGCUGCAUCUUCCCAACCUUCACUUGAUCUGAACCUUGACUCAGCUGUCCAUGCCUCAUUGACCGGUGAAAAUGGAAUUGAAGAGGACAACUUUCAAACCAUGCCGCAGAGGCAGAAGCGGCAGGCUCCACAGUCCCAUUCGGCAUACCUUGUCAAUAUUGGAUUAAGUUUCACAAGUCCACUGACACCAACCCAAGAUUAUUUCAAGAACCUUAGUCUGCCAAUCUCAAUAAACACCUCGGAUUCGAUGAUAACCAUUUCAAAAGUUACAAUAGACGUCCCGCCUAUGAACAAGUCCAUCACAAUAAAAAUGUCAGUCAAACUCAAUAUAAAUUUUCAAGAUGCCCUCAGGAAUACCUCUUCUGAUCUCUAUAUGAAAUACAAACGCGACUUUGAAUAUGCAUUUAAAAAUGCCUAUCAACAUUUGCCUGGCUUUAUAUCAACCACAGUUACAGGCUUCAGGUCUGGAAAUGUUUCUGUGGACUAUGAUGUAAAAACAGCUUCAGUGACAUUAGACCAACUUGAAAAUGCCAACAGAGAUGUAGUGAAGUCAAUAAAUGCAUCCUAUAUGAUCAACCCUGAUUCUUUUGUUGUUUCAGCAGUAAUAACUGAUCAAACAAACUUAUCUGUGUUUCCUGAGGACCUUUUCGAGGGGGAUACAGUAAUAAUGGCAUGCAGGACAAAGAUAGCUUCCGGGAUCGUAACUUGGGAUCAUUCUGGACAAGUAGUUUCACAAAGUGACCGACAUUCAAUUGAAACAAUAGUCGCAACAGAAACGUUAAUCUCAGCACUGAAAAUUACCAGCAUUGUACAGAGUGACAGUGGUCCCUAUACAUGCGUGUUUAAAGAUCAUGCUGUACCCUCCAACGUGUUGUACAAAGCAACCCACAAUUUAACAGUUGCUGCAAUAAACAUUGUACCAUCGGAUAAUAUUGAUGUUGUAUGUGAGAGGGUCGAUGUCUUGCUCACCUGCUGCACUGACAGAAGUUUACAGUCAUUUAAUGUAAGGUGGCAUGUAAGCGGAUUACGUAUUUCAGGGACUCAAAGCAUCAAGGACAACUGUACUCAAUAUCUCCUUGAAAUUUAUGAUUUCCAGUGCCCCACUAGCAAGUCAGGUGCUGUGACAACAUACACAUGUGAGCUGAGCACUGGGAAUGGGGCCCAGAGAAAUAAAUCCAUCGGAGUGACAUAUUUACAAACAGCACAUGUAACGAUACCUCCACCCACAAGUGUCUCUGAGGGAUUCAGUUUUUCGCUAACGUGCACCAGUAACGUGCCGAAUUACAAUAAAGUCAGCUGGCAAAUCCAGACGGGAACCACUAAUACAACAAUAGAAGGCGACCCAUACAUCCAGACUUACACCAUCAUGAAGAAAGCCGUGUCUAAUCUCACAGUAAAGACUGCUACGCCGGAGUGGAACGGUACCUAUACCUGCACAUUCUUCCAAAAAAACUUGCCAAGUUCUGCCAGUACAACUGUUGAAGUUGUUCCUUUGCCUCUGAAGAAGAACAUUUUCCUGGAUCCCAUUGAAGCAUUUAUUAAGUGCAAAACCCAGCAGGAGCUGAAGUGCUGCACAGACAAAAUGGAAGACUACACCGUUACUUUCACUGUUCAAAGCAAAAUAUUUGUUGCUGUGAAAAGCCCACAAAGGAACCAGACGUGCUACGUGUGUAAUUACACAGAAAACUUAUGCAACACCAGCAAAGAGCUCUUGGUGUAUUGCACCUUUCAAAACCGCAUCAACGGAAGCGUUCGAAGUCCUGACAUGAAACUACAUUUGAUCCCUGACACGACUAAAGUGUCUUGCUCAGACAGCAUUGGCAUUGGAGAGCAAGGAGCCAGAAUAACAAAACCUUGUCUGGUUUUAAACAAUACCACGAGAGGAAAUAUAACUUAUGAGUGUCAUGACAAGAUGUGGAGGGUGGCUAGAAACAACUGCUUAUCUGCACCGAUAAACACAUUGCUUACUGCUGCUGAGGCUUUGGCGUCUAGUCCUCAGCGAAAAGAAAAGCUACCUGGAUAUCUGCAGGAUCUUGUGAACGGUGUAAAGAAGGAAGAACAAGAAAUAAAUAAGUCUCCUCCAGACCUGGGGGCAGUUGUCACUAUGCUGGAUUUGGUUUCAAACAUCCCAGCAGAGGCAGAGCCGUCCAUAGUGGAGAACUUCCUAACUACAGUAGACAUCAUUGUUAAUAAGUCCACACUAAAUUCCUGGAACGAAUUGAACCAGCAGGAAACAUAUAAGAGUUCUCUGUUAUUGGAAUCAGUGGAGAGAUUUUCCCAUAGCCUCCAACCAGUCAAUAAUACUAUCCCCCGUAUUAGAAACACCAACCUGCAGUUAGAAGGUAUAGUUAUCCGUGGAGACCACAAGUCACAAUAUGAAAAGAACUUCACCUUCUCAGGUUCAUCAGACCUCAGUGGUAAUGUACUAAUUAAAGAAGCACAAAUUCAGAACAUACAACCAAAUACAACUAUCAUCAAUAUGGCUUACUCAACCCUUGGACAAAUUUUGCCCCACCGCAGUAAGACCAAUGAGUCUGUGAAUGGCCUAGUGAUGACGACAACAGUGGGCAGAAACAUAUCCCAGGGCAUUGAGAUUAUUCUGACAUUUGCAAAAAGCAAUGUGUCUCUGAUUAAUCCCAAGUGUGUCUUUUGGGACUUCAAAUCAAGACAAUGGAACAACACCAUCUGUACACCUGAGGAACAGGAGCAGAAGGUCACGUGCACCUGCAAACACCUGACCUCAUUUUCAAUUCUGAUGUCACCCAAAGCAGUGUCCAUUGGAGGAAAUGCACUAGAUUAUAUUACCUACAUAGGUUUGAGCAUUUCCAUAUUGAGCCUGUUGGCCUGUAUUUUAAUUGAAUUCCUGGUAUGGAAAUUUGUGACAAAAAACAGAACAUCUUACAUGCGCCACAUCUGUAUGUUAAACAUAGCCACUUCCCUUCUGAUUGCAGACAUCUGGUUCAUUGUCGCAGCCUCCCUCCAUGACAACGCGGAGAAAAUGAAGGACAUCUGCACAGCUGUCACAUUUUUCAUCCAUCUGUUUUACCUCUGUGUCUUUUUCUGGAUGCUUGUUCUGGGCCUCAUGCUCUUUUACCGUCUGGUCUUCAUUUUACAUGACACAAGCAAGACCACCCAGAAAGUGGUAGCUUUCUCAUUGGGUUAUGGGUGCCCUAUCAUCAUAUCAGUCAUCACCAUUGCUGUCACACAUCCAUAUGGUUCUUACAGAAGACAGGGUGCCUGUUGGCUCAACUGGGAGACAAGUAAAGCUCUUUUUGCCUUCGUCAUACCUGCACUGAUCAUUGUGGCUGUGAAUUUUAUCAUUGCCAUUGUAGUCAUAGGGAAAAUCCUGAGGCCAGCUGUUGGUGACAAUUCAAGCAACCAGGAGAGGAGCUCCUUCAUUCAAGUUGGGAAAAGUAUUGGCGUCCUGACACCCCUGUUAGGCCUUACCUGGGGGUUUGGACUUGCAACUGUUAUUAAAGACAGCUCAGUGGUGUUCCACGUACUAUUCACAGUUUUGAAUGCUUUGCAAGGUUUAUUCAUUUUGCUCUUUGGAACUGUCUGGGACAAGAAGGUACGAGAAGCCUUGGUGAACAAGUAUCCAUCAACCAAAUGGAGUUCGGAACAGACAAAGUCAACAUCCAUAGGAAUCUCCACACCAGUGUUCUCCAUGAAGUCUCCCUUGUCAAAACCAUUAAACAACUUACGUGGCAAAACAGGAAAAUACAAAAUUUCAUCCACAGAAACAGCGAACUUUUCUACUGAAAACACUUCCAUGGCCAAUUCUUUCUUUCACUGAUGUGCUUUAAAUGGCAACCUGAGUAUCUGUAAAGGGACUCAGGUCCUCUUGGCCAAGCUGAGAACCAAAACAAAACCUAUCUGUGAAUCGUAGAGAAGUGGACUGUUUCACACAGACCAUGUUGCUUGGUGCAUUCUUUAAGAAGCAUCUUUCUGUCUAACAUGUCAGACGUGCAAUUCUUCGGGAGACCAACAAUGGGAGAAAUAAUUAAAAAAUAUUACAACUCUACUGGGCUCCAAGUCUGUAAGUAUCUGAGAGCCCUCAGCUUUCCUUACAGUCAAUGAGGAGGUGCUCUAUGCAGUAUUGAGCCGUGCGACUGUGCACAAGACUAUAACACUAUGUGCACAAGACUUCAUGUGGUUUUAAUAAUUUCUCUUUGCUUAGCUACCUGAAUAACUCCAAAUGCAUGCCUGUAAACACAAAUGCUUCAUUGCCCUGUAAAAGGACCUGAUGGUUUUUAUAACUCAGCUCAUCUUGGAACCACUGGUUCAAAUCCCAAACAUUUCAGCUCAAUGGACUUGCCCCACUACUCACUUCAAUUGACAGAUUGAUUGAGCACUAUAAUGGUUCCUGCAUGGAAAUCUCCCAAAUAAAACUAAUCUGGUUUUAAUUGUUUUGGAAAUCCUGAAACCUUCUGUGGUGCUUCAGUGAGAAGACGACAACUUAUGUUAAGAGACAUUUGACUUCUGUCUUUUACCCCAGUGGCAACUGCAUUUCCCCGCACUGUGUAUGUAGACAGUUCCAUGUUGUACGUCUUUGUGCUUUGGUCUUCCAUUGACAAGGAGAGCAGUCCCAAAGUCAGGAGCCUUAAAAAAUCAGUCUCAACCAGGAGAGCAUGCCAAGUGCCCACAGGAUGAAAGCAGCUAUUGAAAUUAUUGCUUUAAUUUUGAACUAGCAUGCUUUGUUUUAAUUUUUUUUCGCAACCACUGAAGAUUCGAAUGAUUUAAGCACAGGCCUGCAAAAUAUCAUUGCCAAAAGCUGAAGCGUUUGCAAUAGAAGGAACGCUUCACAUCUGACGGAAGGAGGUUCACAAGUUUCAUCCAGUUCUAGGUUUGAGGUCAAGUUCAACACCGUUCUUAACUGGGGCAAUUCCAUUUGGCCCACAUGAAUACGAGGCGAAUUUGAUCCUGUGCUGCGCUGUGGGAUGAACCGAAGAGAAAACCGAGGCUGGAUGGAGAAGGUUAUGUUAUUGAAGUAUGUGUGAUCAUUACUGAGGACAAACAAAAAGGGGCAUCAAGUGAAUUAUUCAUGCAUGCAACAACUUCUUUUUAUAUUUAUGAUGUAGACCUAGUCCACUGCUUAUAGAUUAAGAAUUGACUCCUUUUCUUUCAGAUAUAUCGCCUGUCAUAGCUAUCGAGCCUUUCAGUGCAUCUGUCUUUCUAAAACAUCCAUCCACUUCUUCCACCUGAAAUAGUCCCUAAUAGUCCCAUUUCUUCUAACCUGUUCCAUAAAUCCUCUGUGAACUAUUGACUUGAAGCACAAUUAUAGUUUCAUGCAACUAGAAGGUAUUCACUUAGAGUGAGCUAGUAGAUUGAUUUAUGCAUGCUAACGUGUGAGUUCCUGUGAAUAGUAUAAGCAACUGUCGAUUCUCUGGAUCAUGGUGUACACGUAAGAGGUCUAGUCAGGUGCCUCAUAGAGUCCCGUGACCAUCAUACCAAGACCUUCAACAUUUAUGCCUAGGGAAGAGUAUGGAGGAGUUAGAGGCUGUCCAAGUCCUACCAUCCCCCUUUAGACCAUUGAGAUGUAACCCAAAGGCCAGACCAAACCCAGACAUUCAGUGCCUCAAUGAUCGUAACUUCUGCCAGAGAACAACAAAAAAGGACGGCUGCUAAUUGCCUGAUGCCUCAGGGAGGAUGCGUUUCUGUCAGGGUGAUGUCCCUUAACAUUUCUCCAACCAACUUGUUUGUGCAUAGUGUAGUUCCAUUAUAUUUUAUAUUGUUCAACCACAUUGCUUCAGCAUGAGACCGCAUUAGCUCUCAAAAGCUAGGCAAACUAGGGCCUGAUGAACACUUAGAUGAGGGAUUGCAAAGCUCAACUGAAUGUGUUUCAGCUAACAACAUUAAGUAGGAGGCUCUCAGUAUUGAAUGGAAAGGGGCACUGUGCAGCUGGAGUUAAUGUCUUUGGAAUAAUAUGUAAACUAUGCUACAAAUAUUCAUAAUAUUCACAAUUCUUGUCAUAAAAAAGCCUCUGGCAUUUUAUGGAAAAAUAUCUUGUGCCCUGACCAAAAAAUCAACCCAAGUUAAACAUGUCCUGCACAAAGUAUUGCCCAUUGGAGAUUCAACUAGAAAUGGUUUCUUGGCUGACAACUGUUAUUUAUUGUGCAUCUCUGUUCCCUCCACCUAGUGCCUGAAUCAAAGGUGCUGCAUUGUACACUGUGACAAAUACAUUGUGAAAAAGUGUGUGAUACUGCUGAGCUCAAUUUAACACGGGAUGAACAAAAAGUUUGCUUACUGAUUUAUGAUCUGGGAUCAUCAGAUAGGAAGAAUAGCAGCAGAGAUCAAUAGUAAAUCAGGGCUUGCUUCUUUCUUACAAAGUAAUGUUAUUCUUCCCUUUGUAAGAUAAUGCCUACUGGACUUUACAGGUAAAAGCACUUUAUUUUUGUACUAUGAAGUUUUUCUCUCUAAUACACACUUUACAUUUUAAAAGUACAGGUAAAAGAAGAAACACCUGCUUAUUGUGUAGAUGUAGAUAUAUAUGUAUAUGUUAUGACACUGCUUGUUAAUAAACUCUGCUUGCAUAGAGCUCA
Messenger RNA from Gavialis gangeticus (Gharial), 6661 nucleotides. It is a transcript of the gene ADGRF5, whose product is annotated as adhesion G protein-coupled receptor F5. Gene Ontology annotation, cellular component: membrane. Gene Ontology annotation, biological process: cell surface receptor signaling pathway; G protein-coupled receptor signaling pathway. NCBI's taxonomy places the organism in Eukaryota, Metazoa, Chordata, Crocodylia, Gavialidae. Gene Ontology annotation, molecular function: G protein-coupled receptor activity. The coding region runs from base 1 to 3915 and encodes 1304 amino acids. The record is from RefSeq and is a predicted model, not a curated record. The transcript is spliced from 21 exons.